Molecule: messenger RNA, 1391 nt
Organism: Synchiropus splendidus (mandarinfish)
Lineage: Eukaryota; Metazoa; Chordata; Actinopteri; Syngnathiformes; Callionymidae
Gene: rab3db
Product: RAB3D, member RAS oncogene family, b
Exons: 5
Coding region: 235-903 (222 amino acids)
Biological process (GO): protein localization to plasma membrane; protein secretion; regulation of exocytosis
Cellular component (GO): plasma membrane; synaptic vesicle; endosome
Molecular function (GO): GTPase activity; GTP binding
Source: RefSeq, a predicted model, not a curated record
GUCCAGCGUGGAAGUGACAGACGGAAGCUGCAGGAGCGGCGCUUCCACACACACACGCACGCACGCGCGCCCGCGCGCACGGACUCUCCGCGGACUCCAGCGACCUGACAGAUCCGGGACCUGCGAACGCGGAGGCGGAGAAGCCGCUUCUGGUCCCAGUAUUCUGGCUAGUUCCGCACGUUGCCCCCCCAGAAUCCACCAACCGGCUCCAGAAGUUGUCUACACCGCAGCAGGAUGGCGUCCAACGACUCGCGCCUCCAGACGCAGCCGUCCCAGAAGGACGCGGCCGACCAGAACUUCGACUACAUGUUCAAGCUGCUCAUCAUCGGCAACAGCAGCGUGGGCAAGACCUCCUUCCUCUUCCGCUACGCCGACGACUCCUUCAACUCCGCUUUUGUCAGCACCGUGGGCAUCGACUUCAAGGUCAAGACGGUGUUCCGCAACGACAAGAGGAUCAAGCUGCAGAUCUGGGACACGGCCGGUCAGGAGCGCUACCGCACCAUCACCACCGCCUACUACAGAGGAGCCAUGGGCUUCCUGCUGAUGUAUGACAUCACCAACCAGGACUCCUUCAAGGCCGUUCAGGACUGGGCGACGCAGAUCAAGACCUACUCGUGGGACAACGCUCAGGUGAUCCUGGUGGGGAACAAGUGCGACCUGGAGGACGACCGACUCAUCCCCGCGGAGGACGGUCAGCUGCUGGCCGAGGAUUUAGGUUUCCAGUUCUUCGAGGCCAGCGCCAAGGACAACAUCAACGUCAAGCAAGUGUUCGAGCGGCUGGUGGACGUCAUCUGCGAGAAGAUGAACGAGAGCAUGGAGGGGGACAUGAACCUAAUAGCCAACCACAGGAACCAGAGCCUGAGAGACUCCACGUCAGAGAGCCACGGGGGCUGCGCAUGUUGAGCCGCCAGUACGACACACGCACACGCACACACACAGCGCCUCAGACGUAGAGAACCCUGCAACACCUCCACAUCUACCUGCUGAGUUCCUAUCAGGCUCCUCUCAGCCUGUGGCCCCGGGCUCUGUGGAGAGCUGAUAGUCCACUGUUCCUCCGUCUUGACCACUUCCCCCUCGUAUCUGUACAACUAGCUCCUCUCUGUUUGUGUCUUCUGAGUGACCCUUCCUUCCACUGUCGUCGGACAAACACGGUUUCCUCCUGUUACAUUCCAGCCAAGCAUUGGUUUCUAUAGCAACCAUUCAGUUUUCCGUUUUAUUCCCACACGGUGUACGUUAAGCAGAGGACUGUCGCUCCGGACCGACGCUGUUGUCUGGAGCGUGAUGGAGCUAAAGCAGGAUGUGGGUCUGGGACGUCCCGCCUGUCGUAGACAUGUUGACGGUGCAUGCUUUGGCUAAAUCUCACGCCUCCUUCCAUAUAUUAAACUGAUGCC